AUGAGGGGGGAGCAAGCGUCGUUGAGUAUAGUCAAUUUCUGGUGCUCGACUAAAGCCGACAUCUUGCUGGUAGAGUUCAAGCUACUCGGGAAAGCAACCUCGUUCGUGCUCCUCUUCGUAUCAGCACGGCGUAGGAGGGACGGAACCGCCUGGAGGACAAUCGGUUUAUGGACUCGAGGAUGUUGGGUAAUAGAAAAAAGCCGGACUUCCCACGCCAUCAACGCGACUUGUCAUCGGACCGGUUCGGCCGGUUCCAAAUCCAGACUGUUUGCUGACCUUCUUGACAAAGUUUCUGAGUCUUCUGAGUCUUCAGUCGUCGGCUUGAUUUCAUCCUCUCAGUCAAAAGAGCAGUCUACCGACCGAGUACGGCUGCACCGCCAAGGGAGUAUCCCGACAAACAGUGCGAGAUCAGGCAUCACCGUUCACAGGCGAAAAAAGAUCGACAUAUGUGGAAGACAUAGGGAGUCGUUACCACGAUUCAAACGAAGCGAGAGCGAAUUCUGCAGUAUUUCAGCCGAGGUCGAAGAUGUUACUUCUGCAAUUCCCUUCAUCACACCAAUCAGAAUCUCGGUACCGACUAGCGCCAGAAAAUCCUUCAACGAGGGCGAAAAAGGUGGUGCAAUGAUACACGUUGCAGAUGUGGGGACAAAUGUCAUGCUAUGGAACAAUAUGGCCGUCUUUGAUGCUUGUCACUAUCGAGGCUAGAACGCCCAGCACCGUUCUCGCUGGAUGUUAUCGAUUUUCCGUUAUGCUUCCACGUCUUGCUACCCGUAAAUUUUAUAGCGACAUAUUAAUGGACAGGUGUACCUAUUCUAGACGAACCGAGGGUGUUGCAAAUUGUUUCGAGUUCAGGGAAAUAUCUAGCAAGAUCCGGCCGUCGUUUACAAGGAAGGAAAACCACAUCCCGCAACCCGAGCGCUUUUGUGCCGCCAAGCCUCGCCAUCAUGGUUUCAUCGGAUUUCAAGCCACG
This is a messenger RNA of Desarmillaria tabescens, 970 nucleotides long. RefSeq lists its product as uncharacterized. Lineage: Eukaryota; Fungi; Basidiomycota; Agaricomycetes; Agaricales; Physalacriaceae. The record is from RefSeq and is a predicted model, not a curated record. The transcript has 8 exons. The coding region runs from base 1 to 705 and encodes 234 amino acids.